AUGUACGGUGUCGGUGUGUCGGUGGCGUCCCUGCUGGUGUCCCUGCUGAGCGUCCUCAGCGUCACGCCAGUCAGUCCGGGCGCCCUCGAUGGCACGCUCGACGGGGGUGUCUUCUCCAAGCACGCGUCCUACGACCCCUGCUACGACGAGGAUCGUCCGCGGCGUUGUCUGCCGGACUUUGUGAACGCCGCCUUCGGCAUGCCGAUCGUGGCGUCAUCCACCUGCGGCCAGCGGGGCCCGGAGAGGCUGUGCGAUAUUGCCUCCGGGCAGCCGCGUCCCCGCUGCCUUCAGUGCGAUAUGGGAUCGGCGCGCAAACGCUACCCACCGGUCGCGCUGACCGACGUGAACAACUCGAACAACGUCACCUGCUGGCGCUCGGAGCCGCUCCGAUCAGCCACGUCCAUCAACGAUCCACCGGAUAACGUGACGCUGACGCUGUCGCUCGGCAAGAAGUACGAGCUGACGUACGUCAGCCUAACGUUCUGCCCGGGCGCCACCAAGCCGGACUCGAUCGCCAUCUAUAAGAGUGCGGACUUCGGCAAGUCCUGGCAGCCGUUCCAGUUCUACAGCUCCCAGUGUCGGCGGGUGUACGGUCGGCCGAACCGGGCGACGAUCACGCGCGCCAACGAGCAGGAGGCACGCUGUACCGAUGCCCACCGGCACGGUGGAGUCGAACCGGGCGGUUCCGGUGUGUCCCGGAUCGCGUUCAGCACGCUCGAGGGUCGCCCGUCCGCGCCAGAUUUCGACUCCUCGCCCGUCCUGCAGGACUGGGUGACGGCCACCGAUGUGCGGGUCGUGUUCCACCGGCACCAGAUGCCCCCGGACGACUCCUCCGAGGAGUCGUGGUUCCGACAGAACGGAUCACCCCAGGUACCACCGUCGUUCCGCCGGCAGCCGCGCGACCUCCUGCUGCCAGAAACACCUUUCUUCCCCGAGGCAAGUUCCACCACCUCCGACUACCUGCUGGAGGACUUCUUCAGCAGCAGCAGCAGCAGCAGCAGCAGCUUCCUGAGCACCACCCAACAACAACCAACCACAACCACUCCGGUGACCACCGCGUCCAUCAAACCGGCGCAGCUGCAACCGUCCACCGGUGGGCAACUCCGGGCCGGUUCGCUGUCGCGCCUCUUCCACCACUACGCCGUGUCGGACUUUGCGGUCGGCGGGCGAUGCAAGUGCAAUGGGCACGCGUCCCGCUGCCUGCCGACCGGCAAGGAGGGCGAGCUGAGCUGCGACUGCAAGCACAACACGGCCGGCCGGGACUGCGAGCGCUGCAAGCCGUUCCACUUCGAUCGGCCCUGGGGUCGCGCGAACGCUCGCGAUUCCAACGAGUGCAAAGUCUGCAACUGUAAUGGGCACGCGCGCCGCUGCCGCUUCAACAUGGAGCUGUACAAGAUGUCCGGCCGGAUAUCGGGCGGGGUGUGCCUGAGCUGCCGGCACGCGACCACCGGCCGCCACUGUCACUACUGCCGGGAGGGAUUCUACCGCGACGCCACCAAGCCGAUCAGCCACCGGAAGGUCUGCAAAGCCUGCGACUGCCAUCCGAUCGGAUCGUCCGGGAAAACCUGCAACCACACGACGGGCCAGUGUCCGUGCAAGGACGGUGUGGCCGGGCUCACCUGCAACCGGUGCGCCCGUGGCUACCAGCAGAGCCGCUCCCAUAUCGCACCGUGCAUCAAAAUCCCUCGGGUGAUAAGCAUGGUCCAUCCGCAGAACACCGCCCCGGAAGGACACCAGCCUCAUCAUCAGCAUCAGCAUCACUACCACAAGCCGGCCGGUGGCAGCAGCAGCAGCAGCCAGCACGAUCCGGACGCGACCUCCUACCGCACGGAUGCCGGACGGGAGUGCGGAAAAUGCAGAAUCGGCACAAAGCGGCUAAAUCUGAACAAGUUCUGCAAAAGAGAUUACGUGAUAAUGGCGAAGGUAAUCGGAAGGGACAUAAAGAGCGACAACGGAAACCUAAAAAGCCCCGGCAGCGCAAGCCGGUACCAGCAGGCACCGGCACCACAGCAGCACCAGCGAUACCGCGACCGGGCGACCGAGGACGCGGCCGUGGUCAGGUUCCGCCUAAGCGUGCAGAAGGCGUUCAAGCGAAGCCGAAAUCCCGCCAGCCCGCUGGCCAGCGCGACCAAGUGGGCGUCGGUGCCGUUCAUCGUGAGCGCCCACGAUCUCGAAUGCCGCUGCCCAAAGAUCAAAGUCAAUAGAUCCUAUCUGAUUCUGGGCCGCGACUCCGAGGGACCACCGGGCGCACUGGGUGUCGGUCCACGGUCGAUCGUGAUCGAGUGGCGUGACGAGUGGCACCGGCGGCUGAGGAAGUUCCAGCGGCAGGCAUCAAGGACCUGUGACUGA
This is a messenger RNA of Anopheles coustani, 2349 nucleotides long. Its product is annotated as netrin-1-like. Gene Ontology annotation, molecular function: protein binding. The transcript is spliced from 7 exons. NCBI's taxonomy places the organism in Eukaryota, Metazoa, Arthropoda, Insecta, Diptera, Culicidae. The coding region runs from base 1 to 2349 and encodes 782 amino acids. The record is from RefSeq and is a predicted model, not a curated record.